AUGGUGCUGAGCACGGAAGAGCCGCUCCACCUUCCCCGUGCCUCUCUCAACCUUGUAACGGCACCCGGAGCACCAUCUCGUCGUCGUCAAGCAAAGCGGAGCGAGGGCUACAGCUCGUGGUGGCCCAUCGUUGGUGGGCCGUCGCUUGCUUUCGAGCCGGGUCCCUGCAGCUCUGGCCAGGCUUCCAAGAUCGCUCCUCGAUCCAACAAGGAGAGACGCAAAGACGCAGAUGCCAAAGAGUUCUCUCAUACGCUACAAUUGCCAAGCACUCCGUUCGGAAUCCGCGCAAAUGCUGCUCAGCGCGACCAUCUCUUCUAUGACAGAACGUGUGGCGAGCUCUACGCAUGGCAGAGGGCCAGGCUCGACUCGACUGGCGAUUUCGUCUUCCACGAUGGUCCGCCAUAUGCCAACGGUCACCUCCACUGCGGACACGCUCUCAACAAGAUCCUCAAAGACAUCACAAAUAGAUACCAAGUGCUCCGCCGAAAGCGCGUCCACUUUAUGCCAGGCUGGGACUGCCACGGCCUCCCCAUCGAGGCCAAGGCGCUCGCCAACGUCAGUCCCCAAGAAAGACCAAACUGGACGCCAAAGGACAUUCGCACACGCGCACGUCAGGAGGCGAUCAAAGCCAUCGAGACGCAGAAGCAAGAAUUCCGCACAUUCGGCAUCAUGGCCGAUUGGAGCAACACCUCCACCUACAGGACGCUCGACCCCGCCUACGAAGCGCGUCAGCUCCGCGUCUUUGGCGAAAUGGUGCGCAAAGGUCUCAUCUAUCGCCAGUAUCGCCCCGUAUACUGGUCACCCUCCAAUCGCACAGCACUCGCAGAGUCGGAGCUCGAAUACCGCGACGACCACACCAGCAAGGCCGUCUAUGUCGCCUUUGAUCUCAUCGCCGGCCCCACGCUUCUCGAAAAGCUGGGUCCGCACGCCGAUCACGCCCGUCAGCUCAAGCCGAUCAUUUGGACCACAACGCCAUGGUCGCUCCCUUCCAACAUGGCCAUCAAUGUCAAUCCUGACCUCGAGUACAGCAUCGUUCGUCGGACCGACAGUCAAGGACCCUGCUACCUCAUCGGUUCCGACAGGAUCGAAGCGUUGGAAUCUCUUCCAGUCGACCACUCGCCCGAUCAUGACGGCGACUCGCAGCCUUUCGGGCCAGUGGAGGAAGUCGCUCGCAUCCGAGGCACAGAUCUUGCCGACAGCACCUAUCGAUCGCCCCUCUCUUCAUCCGAUUCCGCCGCUCGACCGAUCCUCAUGGCUGACUACGUGACGGCACUUUCGGGCACGGGCCUCGUCCAUUCAGCUCCAGCCCACGGCGCAGAGGACUACCAGAUCUGGAAACAACAGGGUCGACUGCAGACAGAUGGCAUCUUCUCCCCUGUCAAUGAUGAAGGCUGCUACUCUGCCGAAAUCCUGCAGCUGGAUGCCUCCGAGUCGUCAGAGUCGAGAGGUGACACCUCCAUUGGGCGGCGGUUGAUGGGCAAGGAGGUGCUCGGCGAAGGUGCUCAGGAGAUCAUCGGCAUCCUCAAGGAACGGGAUGCGCUCGUGUGUGCUCACACGCUGCGCCACAAGUACCCAUGCGACUGGAGAUCCAAGCAGCCCGUAAUCGUGCGAGCCACGGCGCAAUGGUUCGCCAAUCUGGACCGCAUCAAGCAGCAGGCCAUCGAUGCGUUGCGCGACGUCGUAUUCGUCCCUGCCAACUCGCGUGCGCGACUCGAGGCCUUCAUCACGGGACGCUCGGAAUGGUGCAUCUCACGCCAACGCGUCUGGGGUGUGCCCAUCCCGGUCCUGUACGAUGUCGCCACCGACGAGCCGCUGAUGACGGUGGAAAACAUCGAGCACAUCGCGUCGGUGCUCGAAAGCAAGGGAACCGACUACUGGUGGCAGGCGGAUGCCCAGGAAUUCGUUGCUCCUCAGUAUCGCGACGAAAAGCGAUCCUGGCGCAAGGGCGAGGACACGGUGGAUGUUUGGUUCGACAGCGGCACAUCAUGGGCCACCUUGAAGGAUGAGCUCGCGCUGCAAUCCCUGGAAAAGAGCUCAUCGGGCCCAUCCAGCAUCGCCGACGUCUACCUGGAAGGCUCAGACCAGCAUCGUGGCUGGUUUCAGUCGUCGCUCAUCACAGCCGUUGCCACGACGCCCGAGGGACAAACGCCCGUUGCGCCGUACAAGACGGUGGUCACGCACGGAUACGUGCUGGACAACGAGAGCCGCAAGAUGAGCAAGAGUCUCGGCAACGUCGUCUCGCCCUUGACCAUCAUCAAAGGCGGCAAGGGCGCCAGUCAGCCGGCCUACGGCAUUGAUGUGCUGCGACUGUGGGUGGCGCGAAGCGACUAUACCACGGAUCCACCCAUCGGCGACACGAUCAUCGCAAAGACGGCCGAGACGCUGCGGAAGCUACGAAACACGUCGCGAUUCAUGCUGGCGAAUCUGCCAUCGGGGCAGACGGUUGCCCCGCUGGAGAGAUCGCAGAUGAGACUGCUCGACCGGUUCGUGAUGCACGAACUGUACUCGCUGGAGCGAGCGUGCGCUGCAGCGUACGAAGCGUAUGACUUUGCGCAGGUGGUGAGGCGGCUCACGGAAUUCGCCAAUGCGAUCUUGUCGAACCUGUAUCUGGAUGUGGGCAAGGACUGCCUGUAUCUGGAUGCGGUGGACGACCCACGCCGUCAGACCAUGGUGAGCGUGAUUGACGCCAUUCUGCGAACCAUGACGGGGAUCAUGGCUCCGAUCACGCCGUUCCUGAGCGAAGAAAUCCAUCACUUCCGCAACGGUGCAAGCAGCGAUCCUGUGAAGGACAGCAAGGAGGCUCCCUCGGUCUUUGCAGCCGGUUGGCCGACGCUGGACGCUCAAUGGAACGACACGACUACGGCCGGCCAUUGCCAUGAGCUGCUGAAGCUGCGCGAUACCAGCCUGGUCAUGAUCGAAGAGGCGCGACAAAGUGCGGGCAUCAAGACCUCGUUUGAAGUCGAGAUCGAUCUGAUCGUUACCGAGGAUCAGUCGCAGGUCUCGACGAUCUUGCAAGCUCACGAGUCGGAACUCACCGAGCUUUUCAAUGUGGCCCGAGUGAACCUGCUGCGCCAAGGUUGUGCCGGAGAGGCCGACGCUGAGGCAGCCCUUCUUUCACGCACUCUGGACUCGGGCUUCGACCAUUCCAACCUGUUCACCGGGCCGGUAUGGAAAGGGCUCGAGUACAUGACAGGACCAAGCUCGCUCGCCCAGAUCUGCGCCGAGCAUGCCGACCGAGCCCAGGAUCCCCGCGAUCGACCUCAGGCAGGUGCUUCACUACCUCCAUCUCUUCUGUACAGAGCAACCGGAUCUGAAUUGGACCGAAGAGACAUCUACGAGACCGCCAUGGAAUCCUCGGCUCGACAGAGGCGUCGAUGGCUUCCGCAUUGA
Moesziomyces antarcticus is the source of this 3390-nucleotide messenger RNA. Its product is annotated as isoleucyl-tRNA synthetase. The record is from RefSeq and is a predicted model, not a curated record. Lineage: Eukaryota; Fungi; Basidiomycota; Ustilaginomycetes; Ustilaginales; Ustilaginaceae. The coding region runs from base 1 to 3390 and encodes 1129 amino acids. Gene Ontology annotation, cellular component: cytosol. The transcript has 7 exons. Gene Ontology annotation, biological process: isoleucyl-tRNA aminoacylation. Gene Ontology annotation, molecular function: aminoacyl-tRNA deacylase activity; tRNA binding; ATP binding.